AUGACUGUUUAUUAGGAAUUCCCAUAGAAUUUAGUGAAAUGUAGAUCACCCACAUUUAGCUGGCAAGUUGAUAAUGUUAUUCUUUAUACUCCUGACUUAUAUAUGUUCCUCAUUUUUUCAUCUCUUGCUUGUCUACUAAAUCUAUUUAUUAUUACUUUGAACAUUAAAUAUCCAUAAAUACGCAAAAGACCUGGAGAUUUAUUUUGCGGAUUGGCUGUUGCAGAGCUCACAUUAUCUUUGCACUGGUUAAUAUCAUCUUUGUAUUAGUAUUUUACAGAUAAUCAAAAUGUAAAAUCGAGUGAUGUUUUUUGCUAAAUAAACUCCUAUUUCUCAAUCACAGCUGGCAUAUUUGAGUUUUUUUACAAUAUUUCGAUAUACACUUAUAUAGUUUGUGCCAUCAAAAAUUUAAAAAUACUUAAGAUUGCUGAGGGUUGGUAUCUCCAUGCAGCAGUUGUAAUUGUUUCCUUUCUGAUAACUUUUUUUGUUAAAAUAUUUGGAUAUUCUGGUAAAACUAUGUUUGGUACUUGCUCUAUAAAAUCUGAGAAUUAAUUCCCCUUAAAAGGAAUAGGUCUGUUACUUGUUUAUAUUUUUAUCAGCUUAUCAACUCUAAUGUACUUAAACUAUAAAUUAUCAAACAUUAAGAAGUAUUAAAAGUUAUAAAAAUUCUACUAAUUUUACAUGUAUUCUUGCAUUGCGACUUGGAGUUGCUUGGUAUGUAGUCAAAUUAUGAUGUUUCUAAAUUGUAGAUAUUUCUAAAAGCCAUCUCUUAACUUUUUUGUGACACUCGGAAAUGCCUGUAAAAUAAUUACUACCCUGUACCUUCCUAUUGUUCGUAUAACAGAUCCAAACAUAAGACCAGUUUUUAGAGCAAUUUUUAAAAUAUCCAAAAACUCUAUUAAAUAAAAAGAUAAAUAAGAGUUACCAUAAAAUAGUGUGAACAAUUCAUAAACAACCAUUAAUGAUAUUAGUAUGAAUAGUUCUAUAGCUAGAAACAUAAACUCUCAUUUACUAAAAAAUUAAAACUAGUUAGUAAAUAAAAACAGUAAUAGUUUAAGUGAAGAAAAUAAUAAUCAAUAAAAAGGAAUAGAAAUGGUCAAUAUUAAUAAAGAAUAAAAAAGAGAUUCUUCUAUGAUCUAACAAUUUUAAGGAUAAUCACUAGCACUGAGUCUAGUUUUGCCAUAAAAUUUAGCUGAAAGUAUUAAUUUGGAAGACUUUCAAAUAGAUCAUGCAGUUUAUGAAUAAGAUAAAUCAAAAUAUUUAUUUGCUAAUUUUAACGAGCCUUCAUAAUCAUAUCCUUAUUAAAACAAAUAUUUUUCUCCAAACUGA
This is a messenger RNA of Tetrahymena thermophila SB210, 1326 nucleotides long. Its product is annotated as transmembrane protein, putative. The record is from RefSeq and is a predicted model, not a curated record. The transcript has 2 exons. NCBI's taxonomy places the organism in Eukaryota, Ciliophora, Oligohymenophorea, Hymenostomatida, Tetrahymenidae.